Messenger RNA from Danio rerio (zebrafish), 3701 nucleotides. NCBI's taxonomy places the organism in Eukaryota, Metazoa, Chordata, Actinopteri, Cypriniformes, Danionidae. The record is from RefSeq and is a predicted model, not a curated record.
GGACUCCAACGUAGUGAUGCAUGGACACACACUCACUCGCAGUUAGUCACACACUCAUCUAGAUUAAUGUAGUGCUCAGGAUGUUGCAGCCGCAGCAGCCCAUCACAGGCAACGGGCCCAGCGCAAGCCGCGGUGGCGGGUUGAGCGUUCACCCGGGCAUGCAUCCCCUUAACUCGAUACAUCCAGCCGCUCAACAUCGCCCCGAUGGAGCAGACCCCGCGGGCCUCGAAGGCACAGAAAACGGACACGACAACCGCAGAGAUAUCGGAGAUAUCCUCCAACAGAUUAUGACGAUCACCGACCAAAGUUUAGACGAAGCUCAAGCAAAAAAACACGCUCUGAACUGUCAUCGUAUGAAACCGGCCUUAUUCAGCGUUCUGUGCGAAAUUAAGGAGAAAACUGGUCUUUCCAUGAGAAAUGUUCAGGAGGAGGAGCCUCCUGACCCACAGCUCGUACGAUUGGACAACAUGCUGCUGGCUGAAGGUGUAGCCGGGCCAGAGAAAGGGGGCGGAGCCGCAGCGGCAGUAUCUGCUGCGACCAGCUCUGGCGGGAUGUCCCCUGACAGCUCAUUGGAACACUCCGACUAUAAAAGCAAGUUGAGCCAAAUUCGGAACAUUUACCACACAGAGCUGGAAAAAUACGAGCAGGCCUGCAGUGAGUUCACUACCCAUGUUAUGAAUCUGCUGAGGGAGCAGUCUCGCACCCGGCCGGUGUCUCCACGUGAGAUCGAGCGCAUGGUGGCCAUCAUUCACCGCAAGUUCAGCUCCAUUCAGACGCAGCUCAAACAGAGCACCUGUGAAGCCGUCAUGAUUCUACGCUCACGGUUUUUGGACGCCAGGCGUAAGCGGCGUAAUUUUAGUAAACAGGCCACAGAGGUUCUGAACGAGUAUUUCUAUUCACACCUCUCAAACCCUUACCCGAGUGAGGAAGCCAAAGAAGAACUGGCCAAGCAGUGCAGUAUCACUGUGUCUCAGGUGUCCAACUGGUUUGGCAACAAGAGGAUUCGCUAUAAGAAGAACAUUGGGAAAUACCAGGAAGAGGCCAAUCUGUAUGCCAUGAAGACAGCCUUAGGGGCGACACAGAGCGAAGAUUCACCCCACACUCCAAACUCCACUGGCUCAGGGUCGUUCUCUCUGUCAGGAUCAGCUGACUGCUUUCUAGGGGUUCCACCAAUGAACGGCGAGCAGCCUCCGUAUCACAUGGGAGCUCAGGACGCUCAAUCGCGCUUCUCAGAAAGACUGUAUAUUACCAGAGAGAGCCGGACUAAUGGUAACUGGCAGGAGCAGAACUCGCCGCCGUCCGCUGCUUCACCCGGAACUGAUCACUCCGUCGACUCAGACUGAUGACGUCCACCUCACAGACACGAAAGAAUGAUGCUCUCUCUUCUACCCAACUGCAGAUUUACUUUUCUUCUUAGUUUUAUUUUCGUUGGACUUCACGUCGAGCCUCAUUCAUGAAGCAGAGUUUUACAUGUAGAUCCUUUAUAAAUGUAUCCUUAUUACAUUUAAUGCAAUCAUUUACAUAAGAAAAGGCCUUGUUUAUGAAGCAUGUAAAUGUGUAAACUGCUUGUAAAAUUGCUAAACGACAGUUUAAGCCAAACUAUUAUUUGGAAUAAUUUUGUUUUUAACCCGUUUAUAGGACACUCAUUGAAAUACUCGUCAGGAAAAAUCCUGGAGCGUCACUAGGGGUUAUUAUUAUUAAUUUUUAAGUCACUUUUUAAAGUAAUAAUUAAAAUAAUUGUAAGUGAAAAGUAUAUUAUAAACUUAAAUUAAAAUAUAUUAUAAACUAUAUCUUAAUGAAAUUACCAUAAAUGGUUCCUUGCCCAAUAAAGGGUUAAAAUGUCUUAAGUCUCUCUUCAAGGCUGCAUUUAUGUAAUAAAAAACUAUAGUAAAAUAGUGAAAUAUUACUUAAAUAUUUUAAAAUCUAAUUUAUUUCUGUGAUGCAAAGAUUUCAGUUUCAGGUAUCUGGUUUCAGUUAUGAGUUUUCAGUUUCAGUGAUCAAUUUUCAGCAUCACAUGAUCCAGACAUAAUACUAAUAUGCAGAUUCUGUGUUCAGUUAUUUAUUAUUGGUGCAAAAGAACCUUUUAUAAACAGUUUUUAUUUUAAUUUCCAAUAACUAAAUGUAGCCUUUGUCUGAGCCAAACUAUUAUUUGGAAUAAUGAUGUUUUUAACCCCUUUAUAGGACACUCAUUGAAAUAAUUAUCAGGAAAAACCCUGGAGCGUUACUGGGGGUUAUUACUUAUUUUGAAUUACUUAAAAUUACUUUAAACUUUAUAAUAAGUAGCAAUUUAAUGAAAUAAUUUAAAGAUUUUUGACCUUAUUACUUGAAUAACAAAGUAAAAAGAGAGUAUAUUAUAAACAAUCUCAAACAAGUUACUAUAAAUGUUUCCUUGCUAAAUAAAAGAUUAAUAUUUUAAGUCUCUCAUUAAGGCUGCAUUUAUGUAAUAAAGAAAUAGUGAAAUAUUACUUAUUUUAAAAUCUAGUUUAUUUCUGUGAUGCAAAGCUGAAUUUUCAGCAUUAUUACUUAUCAGUUUUCAGCUUGAGGUAUUUGGUUUCAGUUUCAGUGAUCCAUUUUCAGCAUCACAUGUUCCAGAAAUCAUACUAUUAUGCAGAUUCUGUGUUCAGUUAUUUAUUAUUGGUGCAUAAUAACCUUUUAUAAACAGUUUUCACUUUAUUUUUAAUUAAUAAAUGUAGCCUUUGUCUGAGCCAAACCGUUAUUUGGAAUUAUCAUGUUUUUAACCCCUUUAUAGGACACUCAUUGAAAGAAUCGUCAGGAAAAACUUUACUUCUUCUUUUUUUUUUUUUUUUGUAAUCAAGUUUUAAGUAAUAAUUAAAUUAAAUAAUUAAGACUUUUGAACUUGUAACUUAAAAGGAAAAAGAAAGUAUAUUAUAAACAAUCUCAAAGAAGUUUCCUUCCCAAUAAAAGGCAAAAAUGUUUUAGGUCUCUCAUCGAGGCUGCAUUUAUGUAAUAAAAUUAUAGUAAAAUAUAACUUAAAUAUUUUAAAAUUUAAUUUAUUUCUGUGUCAGUUUUCAGCAUCACAUGAUUUAGAAUCAUUAUAUGCAGAUAAUAUGCAGAUUCUGUGUUCAGUUAUUUAUUAUUAGUUAUUAUAAACGGUUUUCACUCAACGCUUCGUUCAUUAAAUGUAGCCUUUGUGAGCAGAACAGGCUUUUGUGAGCAGUUUAUGCAUUUGUCUCAUGAAGAAGGCCUUUCUCCAUUUAGAUGGUUGGAUGUUUGUGUGAGAGAAGAGCUGGAUGAGAUCAAGGCUUUUACUUGUGUUGUUUUAGUUUUUUACAUUUCCACUACAUCACAACUUCCAUUAUGUGUUACUGCAAUAUCUGGGUGUUGAAUGGGGGAACUUUUUAAGCUGCAUUACGACUGCUUUCAUUACAGCUAUUUUAUUAUUAUUAUUAUUAUUAUCACUGCUCAAUAUAGUUUAUUCAGAGCUCAGAUAGGAUUGGCUUGGCUGAAAGGGGCAAUAUUGAUAAAUCCAAAGAUUGUUUUUUUGGUUGUUUCUCUGUGUGUAUGUGCGUGUUUCUCUUUUUUACUGGGUUUGUGUAUGUAUCAGUUUUCUGAAUGAGGUGUGUUUGCUGUUUUAUUUACCGUUUGAAUGAGUAUAUCAACAGUGCUGUCUUUUCUCUGUACAGUGAAACACCUGUAUUCUCUACCUCUUUUACAAUAAAGACUGUCUGUGUACACAUUCA